CAAGAAUAGCUUUUCCAAUGACUGCAAACUAGAAAAUGCACCAGACUCUACAUGGGAAAGUUCAUUAUAUGAAACAAAAAGAUAUUUUAGUGAUACCAAGUCUGAGAAUAUCCCACUUCUUAACAUUCUGAGUUUAUUGCUACUCAAGAUUAGCAUAUUCAAUGACUGUAAUCCAGAAAAUGCACCAGUCUCUAUCUGUGAAAGUUCAUUAUUCGAAAGGUCAAGAUAUAUCAGUGAUAUUAAGUCUGAGAAUAUUCCACCAGUUAACAUUGUGAGUUUAUUGUUCCCCAAGUAUAGCUUUUCCAAUGACUGCAAAUCAGAAAAUGUACCAGCCUCCAGAUGGGAUAUUUCAUUAUUUCUAAGGGAUAGCUCUUC
Owenia fusiformis is the source of this 375-nucleotide messenger RNA. NCBI's taxonomy places the organism in Eukaryota, Metazoa, Annelida, Polychaeta, Sabellida, Oweniidae. The record is from the annotation of a GenBank genome assembly.